Cryptomeria japonica (Japanese cedar) is the source of this 2086-nucleotide messenger RNA. RefSeq names its product stearoyl-[acyl-carrier-protein] 9-desaturase, chloroplastic. Gene Ontology annotation, cellular component: chloroplast stroma. Lineage: Eukaryota; Viridiplantae; Streptophyta; Pinopsida; Cupressales; Cupressaceae. Gene Ontology annotation, biological process: fatty acid biosynthetic process. The coding region runs from base 580 to 1821 and encodes 413 amino acids. The transcript is spliced from 3 exons. Gene Ontology annotation, molecular function: stearoyl-[ACP] desaturase activity. The record is from RefSeq and is a predicted model, not a curated record.
UCUUUCUUAGUACAGAGUUGCUUGAAAUAGAGUUGGCUUGUCCUCGUUCUGCUGAGGUAAUGACCACAACGAUAAAAUACACACAAAAAAUAGAAAAAAUCUUUUUCUUCCGUUUAGAUUUAACGUGAAAGCGAAGAACCAGAGGAAAUUACAGGCAGAAAGUCAUGCAUCGGGCGUAUCGAAGGUCAAUUAAGAAGAAAUGAAGAGUCACGAAAUGCUGACCGGGAAGGAUAUGCCGCAAGAUUUCAUCGCAAGAGAAAAUGGAAAAGCUGUGGUGGCAAUACAACCAUUAGAAAAGCACUAGGUUUGAUACAUGACAGAAGUCAAGACAUCAGCAUUAACGUGGAUGAAAAUCCCUUUCACAGGAGAAAACUGUGCAACACUCCAUUGACAUAUGCAACAUUGAGGAGUAAUGUGAUGAGGAAACGUAGGGAAAGAGGAGAGGAAGUUGUCUAAAAGCGUAGUGUGGUGAGGAAAACAUGGUGGAGGCGGUUUGAAGUCUAAACUUAUUUAGCUACUUCUACUGGAAAAGUUGUUUGUACUGGCUUUUUUGGUUGUCGGUGUGAUAUUUUCUGUGAGAUGGCAUCUGCGUCUGUUGUGAAAUGCAUGGUGAGCCCUAAAUAUGGAGGAAGUGAACUUUUUUCUGUGUCUUGUUGGGGUUUUAGUGGCCCUAAACUUGGAGGAACUUCGUGGCUGCUGAAUUUGGCGGCUAGAUCUCACAGGGUUUCGAUGACUGCGAUGCUUCCUCCUAAGGCCAAGGAAGUUGAAAAGGGUAAAAAUCAUUUCAUCAAACGUGAGGUUCAUGAACAGGUGCUCCAUUCCAUGCCACCUCAGAAGAUUGAAAUCUUUAAAUCACUUGAGGGUUGGGCAGAAGAGAAUAUAUUGACCCUUUUAAAACCUGUUGAGACUUCCUGGCAGCCACAAGACUUUUUGCCCGAUCCUGCUUCUGAGGGCUUUAUUGAUGACAUUAAAGAGUUACGGGAGCGGUCCCUUGAAUUGCCGGAUGACUAUUUAGUUUGUCUAGUGGGAGAUAUGAUUACGGAGGAAGCAUUGCCGACUUAUCAGACUAUGCUUAACACUCUAGAUGCUGUGCGGGAUGAGAGUGGUGCCAGUCCCACAUCCUGGGCUGUGUGGACUCGUAUGUGGACAGCUGAAGAAAACAGACACGGCGAUCUUCUCAAUAAGUAUCUUUAUUUGUGUGGCCGCGUGGACAUGAGACAGAUCGAAAAGACCAUACAGUACCUCGUUGGAUCGGGAAUGGAUCCACGGACAGAAAAUAGUCCCUUUCUUGGCUUUUUGUACACAUCUUUCCAGGAAAGGGCAACAUUCAUAUCACAUGGUAACACUGCAAGAUUUGCCAAAUAUCAUGGCGAUCUCAAACUAGCUCAAAUAUGUGGAACUAUUGCUGCAGACGAGAAGCGCCACGAGACUGCAUAUAUUAAAAUAGUUGAAAAGUUGUUUGAGAUUGACCCUAACGAUACGGUCAAAGCUUUUGAAGACAUGAUGCGCAAGAAGAUUUCUAUGCCUGCCCAUUUGAUGUAUGAUGGGCAGGAUGAUAAUUUGUUUGAUCACUUUUCAGCUGUUGCACAGAGGUUAGGAGUAUACACAGCAAGGGACUAUGCGGAUAUCUUGGAAUUCUUGGUUAAGAGAUGGAAUGUGGAGAAACUUGAAGGCCUCUCAGCUGAGGGAAGGAAGGCUCAAGAUUAUGUAUGUAAAUUGCCGCCUCGUAUCAGAAGGCUUGAAGAACGAGCUCAAGAAAGGGUAAAACAGGGCCAGAAAUGUGGUUUCAGCUGGAUAUUCGACAGAGAAGUAGUGCUAUGAAAUGUCGGGAAAUUUGAUAGAAAAUUAUAUUCUGAACAUAGUUUUAAUACAGUAUAGGUUAGUAUUAGUUGUUAGAAUUUGUCAAGUGAUUGUUUUAAAGCUUCUAGUUAUUAAUUUAUUUAAUUCGAUUGUCAUGUUUGGAAGCCUUAACAAAGGAUUUGAAUGCCUAGUCAGGUUUUUUUAGUAAGUAGUUUGUAAAAGAUUUAGUCAUUUUCAGUGAUGUAGAUUUUUAUCAGUUUAUAAAGGAAAAAAAUGUUUUGUCAAA